AUGACGUUUCCGUCCCAGAUACACACCUUCCACUCGGGCAGGCCGCAGCCUCAGUCGUCGGGCGCCUCGUCCUUUGCUUCCAUCGACCCGACGACGGCCAAGCCUCUCGCCACCAUCUACUCGACGACGCCGGCACAGCUCGAGGAGGCCAUCUCGUCCGCGCAGGCCGCCUUCCCGGCAUGGUCGCGGACUCCGGCCCCCCAGCGGGCCAAGAUCCUGCUCAAGGCUGCGGCCCUUCUGCGGGAGCGCAACGAUGAGCUCGCCCUGACGGAGACGCUCGACACGGGCAAGGCCUGGUCGGAGACGUCGACGGUCGACAUCGCCACGGGCGCCGACGUGCUCGAGUACUACGCUCACUUGGUCGCCGGCGGCCUGCCCGGCCAGAACACGCGCCUGCGGGCCGACGCCUUCGUGCUCACGAGCCAGGAGCCGCUGGGGGUCUGCGCCGGCAUCGGCGCCUGGAACUAUCCCAUCCAGAUCGCCCUCUGGAAGUCGGCACCCUGCCUCGCCGCCGGCAACUGCAUGGUCUACAAGCCGAGCGAGGUGACGCCGCUGCACGCCAACGCGCUCGCCGCCAUCUACGUCGAGGCCGGCGUGCCGCCGGGCGUCUUCAACGUCGUCUACGGCGACGGCCCGAGCGUCGGCGCGCCGCUGGUGGCCCACCCGUCCGUCGCCAAGGUCAGCUUCACGGGCCAGGUCAGCACCGGCAGCCUCGUCGCCGGCGUCGCGUCGAGGGGCAUGAAGAGCGUCACCAUGGAGCUCGGCGGCAAGAGCCCCGUCGUCGUCCUGCCCGACGCCGACGUCGACGAGGCCGCCGACGUCGCCAUGGCCGCCAACUUCUUCUCGACGGGCCAGGUCUGCACCAACGGCACGCGCGUCUUCGUGCCCGACACGCUGCUGGCGCGCGUCGAGGACGCUCUCGUCCGCCGCUGCCGCGAGGGCAUCCGCAUGGGCCUGCCGAGGGACGACAAGACCAACUUCGGGCCCGUCGUCAGCGCCGCCCAGCGCGACAAGGUCAACAUGUACAUCCGGCACGGCCGCGACGUCGACGGCGCCAGGGUCCUCUACGACGGCUCCAAGGACGCGCAGAGGACGAAGCCGACGGCCGACGGCUUCUGGGUGGCUCCCGUCAUCUUCAGCAGCUGCAUCGACGACAUGCGCGUGGCCCGCGAGGAGAUUUUCGGGCCCGUGAUGUGCAUCCUGCCGUACGAGACGCGCGGUCGGACCCAGGCCGAGUGGAUGCCGGAGCUGAUCCGGAGGGCCAACGACACGGCCAUGGGUCUCGCCGCCGGCGUCGUCUCGUCCGACGUCGGUCUCGCCCAGGAGGUGAUCCGCGAGCUCGACGCCGGCAUCACGUGGAUCAACACCUGGGGCGAGUCCCCGGCCGAGAUGCCCGUGGGCGGCUGGAAGCUGAGCGGCAUCGGCUUGGAAAACGGACACGAGGGCAUCCGGCCCUACACGCGAACGAAGAGCACGCUGGUGCAGCUGGGCAAGGGGGCCUGCAAGGGCCUGUUUGCGAAGCUGUAG
Messenger RNA from Drechmeria coniospora, 1527 nucleotides. RefSeq lists its product as uncharacterized. The transcript has a single exon. Gene Ontology annotation, molecular function: aldehyde dehydrogenase (NAD+) activity. The coding region runs from base 1 to 1527 and encodes 508 amino acids. The record is from RefSeq and is a predicted model, not a curated record. NCBI's taxonomy places the organism in Eukaryota, Fungi, Ascomycota, Sordariomycetes, Hypocreales, Ophiocordycipitaceae.